CACAAGCAAAGAAGAUAAUGUCUGCAGGGACGUGCAAGCCGCUGUCUCUGCCUUGCCUCCAAUGCUGUGCCUUGUAUUGGCAACCCAUUUUGUAUGUUUGACACACAUUUUGGUUCCAGUGAAUUGCUUCAGUUGUGUGGAGUGCGUGAAAACCUGAAUGAGUGGGAGAAGGUUCCUCAACUGAUAACUGGCAGCUUACUGGCGCAUGCGCCGGUGGCACCGUCAUUGUCACAUACAGAGCAGCUCGUUGUGAUGCUCCGUUCGUCCGUCCCGUCGCGUCGGAGGAUGCGAUGGUCGUGUCGCAAAACUCCCGCGGCAAGAUGAUGACUGAAUGAAUCGAAUUGAUUCGAUUAAAUUAUUCGAAUCAAUCCGACUCGACUCCGAAUUCAAUCCCACGGAUUGAGUCUGAAUCAUUCCACGGUCUGGCCUUCUUCCGAUAGAUGUGUACGCACUUAGUUUCGUCCAAAUCAACCAAUCAAAGACGCUGCCACCAAGCAACGUGGUGCUUCAACCAAAGCCAUCCCCAGUCAUUUCUUGCAUCCAAACAUCGAACAAUCAGCAAUCACAAUUAGUUUGAGCACACCGCCCAUUAUUUGCUACCUUACUUCAUCCCUCCACCUCUUAUUGUUUACCAAUUUGCAGCUUGCUUUGUUCCACAAAAAUAAUUCACCAUGACUUCUGUGACAUACUCUUCUACUCGAGGCGGCCAAAAGAACUUGACCUUUCGCGAGGUGGUCAUGCAAGGAUUGGCCCAUGAUCGUGGUCUCUUUGUUCCGGAUUCGUUCCCUCAAGUUUCCUCGGAAGAAUUGGAAGCCUGGCGCAAACUCUCGUAUGCCGACUUGGCAGUCAAUGUGAUUGCUAAGUUUGUCCAUGACGACCAAGUUCCCCGCGACAAGUUGGAGGAUAUUGUCAAGCGUUCCUGUGCUGCCUUUCGCAGCGACGAAGUCACUCCCAUUGUACAUGCCGGUGGAAUUCCCGUGUUGGAGCUCUUCCAUGGCCCCACCUUUGCCUUCAAAGACGUCGCCCUGCAAAUGCUGGGAAACUUUUUUGAAUACUUUCUAGAAACCGGAUCCAACGGUGGACGAUUGGCAGUCUUGGGAGCUACAUCGGGAGAUACUGGAUCGGCGGCUAUUUACGGUCUGCGUGGCAAGAAGGGUAUUGAUUGCAUCAUCUUGUUCCCCAAUGGACGUGUCUCGCCCAUUCAGGAACGGCAAAUGACCACUGUAUUGGACAGCAAUAUUCACUGUGUGGCAGUGGAGGGCACCUUUGAUGAUUGUCAAGAUAUCGUCAAAGCCAGUUUCAAUACACCCGCCUUUCGAGAGAAGGUCCAUCUCGGUGCCGUCAAUUCCAUCAAUUGGUGCCGUGUAUUGGCACAAACCACCUACUAUUUCUGGAGUUAUCUCCGCAUCACCGACAAGCAUCCCGGUGCCGCUGUCAAUUUCUCCGUUCCCACGGGAAACUUUGGUGACGUGCUGGCGGGAUUUUACACAAAGCAAAUGGGCGUUCCCUUGGGAAAACUCAUCGUGGCCACCAAUGAAAAUGAUAUCCUCCACAGGUUCUUUACCAAGGGAGAAUACCACCGGGAACCCAUUGCCAAAUCCAUCUCGCCAUCCAUGGAUAUUUGUGUAUCGAGCAACUUUGAACGAUACUUGUUCCAUCUGGCAGGAAACCAACCCGAUAAACUUGCCGAUUGGAUGCAGGGAUUCGAGUCCACACGCAAGCUCGAUAUUUCGGGAGAUCUGCUCAAGCAGGCGCAAUCCGACUUUUUGUCCGCACGAGCGGAUACGGCCAUGACUUUGGAUGUCAUCAAGGAGUUUCAAGAAAAACACGACUAUUUGCUCUGCCCGCACAGUGCCGUGGGAGUCAGCGCCAUUCAGCAACUCGGAAUAGUCAAUGAGCAGACGGUUUCCCUGGCCACGGCACAUCCCGGAAAAUUUCCAGCUGCCGUCCAGAGAGCUGUGGAUCCAUUGCCACCACCACCGGAGCAACUUGCCAAGCUGGAGAGUAUGGACUGCCGCCGGUCAGAAUGCCCCAACGACUUGAAGGUUGUGCAAGCCUUUGUGGAAGAACGUGUCUUUGGGAACAAGCAGUAAAACGACAAUCAGUGCGGUGGCGUUUGGAAUGAAUCGUCAAUUAAUUGUACGAUUAGUAGACAACGCAACGAACGAACGAGGAGCCACUCAGAUUCACAAUCAUCAAAUCUAAGGACGAUGCAUCGGAAGGAAUGGAUAGCUACAUCUGCGCAACUAAUAAAAUUUGUUAAAGAAUUUCGUUGGCCACAGCGCUUGGAGGUUGAUGCAGACAAGCAUACUGAUUGUUUCUGUAUCGUUUUAGAACACACUAAGACAAGUCGAGGAGAACAUCCUUCUGGCUGUUCCCCAAGCAAACUAUCUGACAGGUACAACAUACAUCGUGGUGGUUCCUGGUCUAGCGGGGUGAGGUUGAAAAUUGCAAAAAGUUUUCUUGGGUUGGUUUCGCAAACUGACUACAGUACGCCGUAAAAUGAUUUGAACGUACCGGUACGGGUACUGUACCGGUAGGAGAGGUGUGACGGCUGAUGAAUUUUUUUGUUGAAUGGUGAUGAAUAGGGAGCAAAUGAUGAAUCAUUCAAUCUGUGGCAAAUGAUGAAUCAUUCAAUCUGUGACAA
Messenger RNA from Seminavis robusta, 2647 nucleotides. NCBI's taxonomy places the organism in Eukaryota, Bacillariophyta, Bacillariophyceae, Naviculales, Naviculaceae. The record is from the annotation of a GenBank genome assembly.